UACUCUUAAAUACUAACUUCUAGGCCAAACACGUGUGCAUCACUAAAGCAAUAUCAUGUCGUUUUUUGUACAUCUCCAACCUAACUGAUCAUUCAGAAACACCAACAACUUUUUAGGACCGAUUAAUCACAAACCGGUGUGAUUACAAGAUCCACUGUCUUUGAUUUCAGUAUUUGAAGAAGGAAAGAGAAUGGUGUGUUUUUGUUUCUUGGUGGACCAGAAGAGGAAGGUGAAAGCAAGCAAACCAGCGGCGGGAAUGUGUUCUCGGUGCGGUCGUGGUGCAAGAAUCGCUGACAUGAAGACUUCAACGAGGUUUUGUCUAAUACCUAUUUAUUGCAGAUCUUGGAGAGCCAUCGUCUGCAGCUUUUGCGGCUCUGUUCUUAAAUCCUACCGUUGAUAUUGUGUUUACACCUUUUUUAUAUCCCUCUUUCCAGUUUUAAUGUCUGUUGGCCUGGUUUUUACAAUGGGCUUAUUCCGCCGUAUAAUGGUAAUUAGAUUUGAUCCACUCAA
Raphanus sativus (radish) is the source of this 510-nucleotide messenger RNA. RefSeq lists its product as uncharacterized. Bases 191 to 397 code for a protein of 68 amino acids. The record is from RefSeq and is a predicted model, not a curated record. The transcript has a single exon. Lineage: Eukaryota; Viridiplantae; Streptophyta; Magnoliopsida; Brassicales; Brassicaceae.